Molecule: messenger RNA, 1414 nt
Organism: Camellia sinensis
Lineage: Eukaryota; Viridiplantae; Streptophyta; Magnoliopsida; Ericales; Theaceae
Product: leucine-rich repeat extensin-like protein 7
Molecular function (GO): protein binding
Source: RefSeq, a predicted model, not a curated record
UUUAUUUUCCCAACUUUUCCUUUUCUUCUUGAUCCACAAAUUUAGAAUCUAAACAUAAUAAAAAUUGUUUGUUUUAAUCAGAAAAUCAAGCCGCAUAAUUAUGAGAGAAAAAAAGAAAGGAAAAAAAAAAAUUCUCAUCAGUUGACAAACCACAACCAACUCCAAAACUCUAGUAACUUUAGCUUUGUCUUUGCUUCAAUCUUCACCUACGCAACUCUACUUUCAUACCCAUCUUUCUCUCAAAAUCCAAAGGUCCAAGCCGAAACUUCUCUUAAUAACAAAAGAAAGAGAUCAAAUAAAAAAAUCAAAUGCUAAGUAGUGUGUGAUGAAGAAAAAGAUCCACCAUUCUCAUCCCCUUCCACACUUGAGCUUUUCUCGCUUUUACACCAUCUUUCUCAUAUUCAUCAAUGCCUCUAAAUUCACCAAUGGAGGAGACACUCUCACCAUCGACCCGUCUCUCGAUAUCAAAAACCCUAGACUGAAAAAUGCUUACCUUGCACUACAAGCAUGGAAACAAGUCAUCAUCUCAGAUCCAAACAACAAUACUGGAAAUUGGAUCGGAUCCGAUGUGUGUAAUUACACCGGGGUAUUCUGUUCAGAAGCACCCGAUUCUCCUUCAGAACGUACCGUUGCAGGCAUAGAUCUCAACCAGGCCGACCUUUCUGGCCACCUCCCAGAUGAAUUAGGGCUACUAUAUGACAUUGGAUUGUUUCAUAUAAACUCUAACCGAUUUUGUGGUACAAUCCCUCGUAGUUUCUUGAACUUCAAGUUACUGACAGAGUUAGACCUAAGCAACAAUCGCUUCUCUGGCAAGUUUCCUUGUAUUGUACUCCAACUGCCCGAGCUCAAAUACCUCGAUAUCCGGUUCAAUGAAUUUGAAGGUGGGCUUCCCUCAAAACUAUUUGAGAAAGAUCUCGAUGCCAUUUUCGUUAAUGAUAAUAGAUUUUCUUCUGAAUUGCCUGAAAAUAUUGGAAGCUCGCCUGUGUCAGCAUUGGUCUUAGCCAAUAAUAAGUUUCGAGGGUGCCUGCCGGCAAGUUUGAGCAAUAUGUCAGAAACCCUAAACGAGAUAAUUCUCCAGAACAACGAGUUUCGAUCAUGUUUUCCAAGUGAGAUUGGGAUGUUGAAGAAAGUAACUGUGUUCGAUGUAAGUUAUAAUUAUUUUAUGGGGUCGUUGCCGGAGAAUGUUGGAGAGAUGAUGAGUUUGGAGCAUUUGGAUGUUUCUCACAACAUGUUGUCUGGGAAGGUUUUGGAGAAGGUGUGUUUGAUCCCGAGUUUGGAGAAUUUUAACUAUGAUUACAAUUUCUUCACCGAUGAGUCGUCUGUGUGCUUGAAUUUGCCCGGUUUUGAUGAUCAAAGGAAUUGUUUGAAAGGACGACCAACACAAAGAUCUACAAUACAAUGUAGACAAUUGUAA